Molecule: messenger RNA, 627 nt
Organism: Paracoccidioides lutzii Pb01
Exons: 2
Coding region: 1-627 (208 amino acids)
Source: RefSeq, a predicted model, not a curated record
AUGAAUGAGGCUUUGAGGCAAGCAAAGGAGAAUCUAGCUGUGGCUGAGUCGAAUGAUCUCGGCACAUACUGGACUGGAUCGAGCAACAGCGUCAAGAUAAUGCUUUCUGAGGAUUCCACAACGCAAGUUGACGGGAAAGGACAAUCCAGAGGUCCUACAGGGAGUAUCUCAUCGGAAGCCACAAGGCCGGAAAGGUCCACGAGAAAUCAUCAGAGAAGACAAGGAAAGGCACACUCGGUUCUUCGACCGAUCAGCCCGUCAAAAUUUAUUUCAAAAAGCCACUCGGCAAAACAGGAAGAACGUCGAAAUAUGAUUCCCGCGAUAAUAUUCAUCACCUCAAUUUUGAUGCUGAAGAGCCUAGAGAGGGGUUUCCCGAUUCUGUUUUAUCCGCUAGGGCCAGAUAUGGACGAGAAUGUUGAUGGCGAAAGAGCUUUGAGGAGCAAGCAAUAUUUGUCUUCGAUUCUCGAACAAAGUCUACAGGUGGAUUAUGCCUCAUUCCAGGAUGCCAACGACGCCACAGCAUGGAAAUGCAAAUCGAAUUACCAGGGCGCAAGCCAAAGUGACUAUAUCAGAGAUAAAAAGCCCUGUUUCAUUUUCAAGCGCUCCACCAGCGAAAUAUUGACUUAG